Mytilinidion resinicola is the source of this 1246-nucleotide messenger RNA. Its product is annotated as GPI-anchored cell wall beta-1,3-endoglucanase EglC. The record is from RefSeq and is a predicted model, not a curated record. Gene Ontology annotation, biological process: cell wall organization; carbohydrate metabolic process. NCBI's taxonomy places the organism in Eukaryota, Fungi, Ascomycota, Dothideomycetes, Mytilinidiales, Mytilinidiaceae. Gene Ontology annotation, molecular function: glucan endo-1,3-beta-D-glucosidase activity; 1,3-beta-glucanosyltransferase activity. Gene Ontology annotation, cellular component: cell surface; fungal-type cell wall; extracellular region. Bases 140 to 1111 code for a protein of 323 amino acids. The transcript has a single exon.
UUGUUCAAAAGUCUUUCCACCUGCUCUUCUUUCUCCUUCACUUCACUUUCGUUCUCCCACCACACCUUCAACGACGUUCUUUCUGUAAUUAAUUAUCUAAUAGUCACUCGCUUCUAAUUAUCUGUCCCUCUUUAUCCUCAUGCGUCUCUCAUCCACCCUCCUCGGUGUUGCCGCCGUUCUCGGCGCCGCCGAGGCCCAGCUACGCGGCUUCAACUAUGGGGCCAACUUCUUGAACAACCAGGCAAAGGUGCAAAAUGACUUCGAGUACGAGUUCAACAAGGCCAAAAGCCUUCCAGGAACUUCCGGAUGGACUAGCGCUCGGCUCUACACCACGAUCCAACAUGGCACCACCAAGGACCCCAUCUCCGCCAUCCCAGCCGCCAUCAACACCAAGACGAAGCUCCUCCUCGGUCUAUGGGCGUCAGGCACCACUGCUGCCGCUGGCCAAGCCAACAUCAACAAUGAAAUCGCUGCUCUUAAGUCAGCCAUCUCCAAAUAUGGCACCAAAUUCACCGACCUUGUUGUUGGCAUCUCAGUCGGCAGCGAAGACCUCUACCGCAUCACACCUACUGGCAUCUCAAACAAAGCCGGCGCUGGUGCUGAACCCGCCGACUUGAUCAAAUACAUCAAGCAGCUCCGCGCCGCGAUCAAGGGCACCAAGCUCGCCGGCGUCCCCGUCGGCCACGUCGACACCUGGACUGCGUACGUGAACGGCACCAAUGCUGGUGUCAUCUCGAACCUCGACUUCCUCGGUGUCGACGCAUACCCAUACUUCCAGACUUCCAUGGCCAACUCUAUCGGCCAUGCCAACGAAACAUUCUACAGUGCGUAUAACCAAGUCAAGAAUGUGAAGGCUGCGAAGGGCAAAGCUAUCUGGAUCACGGAGACUGGAUGGCCAGUUAGCGGACCGAAGGAGAACCAGGCUGUGGCUAGUGCGGCAAAUGCCCGCAUCUACUGGCAGGAUGUUGCUUGCAGCCUGCUAGCUGGGAAGGUCAACCUGUUCUGGUAUGACCUCCAGGAAGCCCAGUACGGAACCCCGAGCCCGGACUUUGGUAUCUUUGGUGCGGGUGAUUUGGGCACGUUGAAGCCACGGUACAGCCUCUCUUGUUAAAUCGUCUGAUCUCGAUCUGGACAUGAAGAUCAAAAACUGUGGUUUCGUCUAUGCAUAGCGAAGGGUAGCAGGCAACACACGGGCCAAAGGGCCUGUCACAUUCCUUUAUUUUAAUUGACCCUUUGGGUACAAAAG